UGCAGCUUCCUUCUCCCUGUGUUAAUCUAUCUGUUCUGUUCACAGCAACAGCUGAGCUAGUUAGUUAAGAUUAGCUUUAUUUUGUUAUUCAGCAUAUAGGGUCUUCCUUUUUGCCACUGCUGUACUAUUGGGGUUGCUUGUUAGCCAAGCUCUGAUCUACAGAAACGAUUUACGUGUUCCUACUGAGGAGCCAUGGCGGUCUACAACGUCAAGGUGUCAACGGGGGACAGGGCAUAUGCAGGAACCUCAGACUACUUGUACAUUACCCUGAUUGGAGCCAAGGGAGAGAGUCAACGCACACUGCUGGACAACUGGGGGAAAGACUUGACAAGAGGAAAGACUCGGAGCUACUCUGUGCAAAGCUCUCAGCCGUUGGGGGAUCUUCUCCUACUCAAGGUGGAGAUGGAUCCCUUACAGCUUCUCCCAGAAGACCAGUGGUUCUGCUCCAAGAUCGUGGUGACCACGCCGGAGGGAGACGUGGUUCUGUUCCCCUGUCACCAAUGGGUGUCCCGUGGGGAUGUGGUUGAGCUAAGAGGAGGGCCAGCCUUAAAGCUUUUUGAAGAGACUCAUCCCGUUCUACUCGAGCAUCGUAGAAAAGAGUUGGAACUGAGAAAACAAGUGUACCAGUAUACAACGCUAGCAGAGGGGUUACCAAAGUUCAACAGUUUCAAAGAGAUCACCGAUAUCCCAAGAUCCAUCAGUGGUUCAACCCCCAAAAAAGAGAAAGUGUUUUCUGCUACUGAACGCAAGCUAAAGCGACUAAAUAACUCUACAAAGGACUGGAAAGACUUGGAGGACCUAAAAUCAGUCUUUCGGUUCAGAUCAUCACCCUUGUAUGAACACUCCAUGGAGCACUGGAAGGACGAUGACUUCUAUGGUUUCCAGUUCCUCAACGGGGUGAACCCCAAUGUGAUCAGGUGCUGCUCCCAGCUCCCUGCUCACUUCCCGGUCACCGAGCAGAUGGUGAAGCCUUUCCUCCAGGAGGGGAGCUCCCUGCACAUGGAGAUGGAGAAAGGGAAUGUGUUCCUCUGUGACUACAAGACGUUGGACGGAAUACCCUGCAGGGACUAUAAUGGGAAAAAGCUGACGGUGGCUGCUGGUCUCUGUUUGCUGUAUAAGAACCCAAAGGAUGAACUGAGGCCCAUUGCAAUACAGCUUCAGCAACAACCCUCAGAGGAGAACCCCAUCUUCCUGCCCAGUGACGGCGAGACAGACUGGCUGCUGGCCAAGCUGUUCAUCAAAAACUCAGACAGCAUCCAGCACCAGUCCGUCCAUCAUCUCCUGAACACGCAUCUUGUGGUUCAAGGAUUUGCCCUGGCCACACUGCGAAACCUACCGUCCAUCCACCCCCUCUACAAACUCCUCAUUCCCCACUUCCGCAACACAAUCCAUGUCAACACGCUGGCACUCUCUGACAUAAGGAGCGAGGAUGGAUUCUUUAACCAAAGUACCAUAGGAAUGGCGGGGUCUCUGAAGCUGAUGGCACGCGCUCACGCGGAGACCACGUACAGCUCUCUCUUUCUGCCUGAGAACAUCGCCGCACGAGGACUCCAGUCCGUGCCCAACUUCUACUACAGAGACGACGGACUGAAGCUCUGGCACAUCGUCCAAAGCUUUGCAAAGGAAAUGGUGGACAUCUAUUAUCCCUCUGACAACAACGUGAGCAGAGACUCUGAGCUGCAGGAUUGGAUCGAGGACAUCUAUACCAACACUUUCUUAGAAAAUGGCCGCUCAGGAAUUCCUCAGGAAUUCCUCAAAGUGGAGGAACUGGCCAAGUUCGUCACCAUGGUGAUCUUCACAGCAUCAGCAAAACAUGCUGCAGUUCACAAUGGACAGUUUGAUUACAUCGGCUGGAUCCCAAACAACCCCAUGAUGCUGUGCAGACCUCCUCCGUCCACAAAGGGACGAUCCAGCAUGGAGACCCUUCUGGAGACUCUUCCCAAUCAGGCGACCACCGCCAAACUAUUGUCCCCCAUUUGCAACGUCUGCCAGGAAGUUGAAGACUUGGUACCUCUGGGUUCCUACCCAGAGCGCUUCGGGGAGCCCUUGUCCAGGCUGAACCUUGCGGCGUUCCAGGGGGACCUGGCCUACCUCAGCGAAGAGAUCACCAAGAGGAACUCAGAGCUCCUGCUUCCCUACGAGUACUUGAACCCGGCCCAGAUCGAGAACAGUGUCGUCUCUUAAAUGGGUCAGGGGUUAGGGGGGAAACCAAACCUGCACAUGUUGAUGGAGUAGAGAAUGAGAGCCUGUUGGCUUCACUUAAUUGCACAUCUUUGGCCUGUAUGUGUGUGUGUGUGUGUGUGUGUGUGUGUGUGUGUGUGUGUGUGUGUGUGUGUGUGUGUGUGUGUGUGUGUGUGUGUGUGUGUGUGUGUGUGUGUGUGUGUUUGUGUCUUUGUAACGGUGUGCAAUGCGAUUCUUUUAUAUGUCAUUUAAAUAAUAA
Messenger RNA from Gadus morhua (Atlantic cod), 2440 nucleotides. Its product is annotated as hydroperoxide isomerase ALOXE3. The transcript has 15 exons. NCBI's taxonomy places the organism in Eukaryota, Metazoa, Chordata, Actinopteri, Gadiformes, Gadidae. Gene Ontology annotation, molecular function: oxidoreductase activity, acting on single donors with incorporation of molecular oxygen, incorporation of two atoms of oxygen; iron ion binding; protein binding. Gene Ontology annotation, biological process: lipid oxidation. Bases 193 to 2184 code for a protein of 663 amino acids. The record is from RefSeq and is a predicted model, not a curated record.